Molecule: messenger RNA, 3345 nt
Organism: Talaromyces rugulosus
Lineage: Eukaryota; Fungi; Ascomycota; Eurotiomycetes; Eurotiales; Trichocomaceae
Exons: 8
Coding region: 1-3345 (1114 amino acids)
Molecular function (GO): heme binding; 2 iron, 2 sulfur cluster binding; nitrite reductase [NAD(P)H] activity
Source: RefSeq, a predicted model, not a curated record
AUGAUGCAACUAGAGAAGCCAGUGGAUGUGCCUCAGCCAUCUACUCAUGGCAUUCUCUUGGAGAACACAAACGACUGUGGUCCUCAAAUGAACCAGCAUUUAAGUUCAAUAGAGAUGACGGCCUCGAAAAAUGAGGAGCGGUUGAGCGGACGGAAGAGAAUCGUCAUUGUCGGGCUGGGGAUGGUCGCAAUAUCUUUCAUUGAGAAAAUAAUGAAACAUGAUGCCGAACGACAACAAUACGAACUGGUCGUCCUUGGUGAAGAACCCCAUCUGGCGUAUAACCGAGUUGGGCUGUCGACUUUCUUUGAACACCGCAAGGUUGAGGAAUUGUAUCUGAAUCCUCAAGAGUGGUACUCGUCGUUUGCAGAUGGCUCACUGCGUUACCACCUCGACACCCGUGUCACAGACCUAGAUCCGGUCAAGAAACAAGUGCAUACUUCGACAGGUCACUGGAUCUCCUAUGACUUGCUCGUUUUGGCCACGGGCUCCGAUGCCGUUCUGCCAGAACACACGCCUGGCUACAACGCAAAAGGCGUCUUUGUGUACAGGACGAUUUCUGACCUGGAGAACCUGAUCAACUUUGCAGCACACCACAAAGGCGAAACCGGCGUCACGGUCGGUGGCGGUCUGCUGGGCCUUGAGGCGGCCAAAGCCAUGACAGAUCUGGAAGAAUUUGGCAGCGUGAAGCUGGUCGACAGGAACAAAUACGUGCUUGCGAGGCAGUUGGAUGCGGACGCCGGCAACCUAGUCACCGAGAAGAUUCGCGAGCUAGGACUCGAUGUCAUGCACCAGAAGAGAGUCGCACAGAUCGAGACUGACGAAGAGAACAACGUGCGAGGAAUCGUGUUUGAAGAUGGCGAGAAGUUGGAUUGCUGUUGUGUCUGUUUCGCGAUUGGAGUGCGCCCGCGUGACGAGCUGGGAACCAAAGCCGACAUCCAGUGCGCUUCACGAGGAGGCUUUGUUAUCAACGAACUGCUUCAAACGUCGGUCCCAGAUGUCUACGCUGUUGGUGAAUGCGCCAGUUGGGAGAACCAGACUUUUGGGAUCAUCGCCCCAGGAAUCGAGAUGGCCGAUGUGCUGGCCUUCAACCUCACGCACCCCGAAAACGAGAUCAAACACUUCAAUCGCCCUGACCUGAGCACCAAGCUCAAGCUGCUCGGUGUCGACGUAGCCAGCUUCGGCGACUUCUUCGCAGACAGAGACGGCCCUAAAUUUUUGCCUGGCCGCCGUGCUUCUACGCAGAAAGUUAUGGCAUUUGAUGCUUCUGGAACGCCUGCACACGACACACGAAAGGUGAAGGCAUUGACCUACAAAGACCCCUUUGGGGCUGUUUACAAGAAGUAUCUUUUCACAUUGGAUGGAAAAUAUCUACUGGGUGGAAUGAUGAUCGGAGAUACAAAGGACUACGCCAAAUUGAAUCAAAUUGUGAAAGGCCAGAAGGAAUUGGAUGCUCCACCAAGUCAAUUCAUCCUAGGGGCCCAGAAUGAUGGAGAAGAAAAUGCGGACGACCUUGACGAUGAUACGCAGAUCUGCUCUUGCCAUAAUACCUCUAAAGGCGACUUAGUCGAGAACAUCAAGAAUGGAAGCUGCACAACAAUCGCACAAGUGAAAUCUUGCACGAAAGCCGGAACAGGUUGUGGCGGCUGCAUGCCAUUAGUACAAUCCAUCUUCAACAAGACCAUGCUUGACAUGGGCCAAGAAGUCUCUAACCAUUUGUGCUCUCAUAUCCCCUAUUCAAGGGCAGACUUAUACAACGUGGUUGCAAUCAAGCAGUUGAAAUCCUUCGAUGAUAUUAUGCAAGCUUGCGGCAAAAACCCUUAUUCCCUGGGGUGCGAACUGUGCAAGCCGGCAAUUGGCUCAAUCCUGUCAAGUCUUUUCAACCCUCACCUUAUGGACAAGCCGGUCCAUGAACUUCAGGACACUAACGAUAGGUUCCUCGCCAACAUCCAACGGAACGGAACCUUUUCCGUUGUUCCCCGUGUCGCUGGAGGAGAAAUCACAGCGGAUAAGCUUAUUGUUAUUGGUCAGGUUGCGAAGAAAUACAACUUAUAUUGCAAGAUCACUGGUGGUCAGCGAAUUGAUAUGUUUGGUGCGAAGAAGCAAGAUCUUCUCGCCAUCUGGACUGAGUUGGUGGAGGGAGGAAUGGAGAGUGGUCAUGCGUAUGCGAAGUCACUUCGGACUGUCAAGAGUUGCGUUGGGACCACCUGGUGUCGAUUUGGUGUAGGCGACAGUGUUGGUAUGGCUGUUCGUAUCGAAGAGCGGUACAAAAGUAUUAGAGCACCUCACAAAUUUAAAGGUGGCGUCUCUGGUUGCGUCCGAGAGUGUGCAGAAGCACAGAGCAAAGACUUUGGUCUCAUCGCUACAGACAAGGGCUUUAACAUUUUCGUUGGAGGCAACGGAGGAGCUAAGCCCCGACAUGCAGAGCUUCUAGCCAAGGACGUUCCACCAGAACAGGUUAUCCCUAUCCUGGAUCGCUUUGUCAUAUUUUACAUUCGAACGGCAGACAAGUUACAGCGCACGGCACGUUGGAUGGAAAAUCUCCCAGGCGGGCUCAAGUAUCUACAAGAGGUUAUUCUUGACGACAAACUAGGCAUCUGUGCGGACAUGGAACGGCAGAUGGAAGAACUAGUCGAGAGUUACUAUUGCGAAUGGAAGGAGACGAUCGAGAAUCCAGAGAGGAGGAAAUACUUUGAGCAAUUCGGCAACACUUCGGAAACCGUUGAGACAGUGGAGGUUAUCAAAGAGCGCGACCAAAGUCGACCAACUUAUUGGCCUGAGGAAUCGGCAUCUGAAGACUUCAAGGGCCAUCAAUGGACUACGACAACAUGGCAACCAAUUAUCAAAGCUAGCCAUUUCUCAGAAAGCAAGCCGCAAAUCUCUUCGACGAAUAUCAAACGCGGCGAUACGCAGCUGGCUAUUUUCAAGAUCAAGGGGAAAUACUACGCAACGCAGCAGAUGUGCCCCCACAAACGCGCAUUUGUACUUUCAGAUGGUCUGAUCGGUGAUGAUGACGCUGGCAAGUUUUGGGUGUCGUGUCCGUAUCAUAAACGGAACUUCGACCUCAAUGGCGAACAAGCCGGUCGAUGUUCAAACGACGACGCUAUGAACAUUGCCACUUUCCCAGUCGAGGAACGUGAGGACGGUUGGGUUUAUUUAAAGCUGCCGCCAAUUGAUGAGCUGGAUUCUAUUCUUGGUACCGAGAAGUGGAAGGUCAAGAAAAGUGAAUCGACGGACCCCUUUGAUAAAGUGGACAAGAUUUACAAAGGAGGGAAGGGGAAAAAGUUGCAAGACUUCAAAACCAAGAUUGCACAGGUCCCUGCUGGAGGAAAUGGUAUCGAUUGGUGA